Bombus pascuorum is the source of this 1483-nucleotide messenger RNA. It is a transcript of the gene Rpt3, whose product is annotated as 26S proteasome regulatory subunit 6B. Gene Ontology annotation, biological process: proteasome-mediated ubiquitin-dependent protein catabolic process. Gene Ontology annotation, cellular component: proteasome regulatory particle, base subcomplex. The coding region runs from base 129 to 1376 and encodes 415 amino acids. Gene Ontology annotation, molecular function: ATP binding; ATP hydrolysis activity; proteasome-activating activity. Lineage: Eukaryota; Metazoa; Arthropoda; Insecta; Hymenoptera; Apidae. The record is from RefSeq and is a predicted model, not a curated record. The transcript is spliced from 6 exons.
UUAAGUAGUUAAUGGUAGCCACUCCUGACAUAUAUGUAUAAUCAUUGAACUGAACUGUUCAAGAACCUCAAGUCAUUCGUUGAUUCGUAUGUCGAGUGCAAGUAAUUAAAGAAAUUCUAUUUAAAACAAUGGAUGAAGUGGGUAUUAUUCUGCCUGAUAAGGAUGUUGGAGAGAUGGAUUGCAAACCUGUAAGUGGACAUUAUACUGGUGCUGGUGAUGAAUUAGAUGUUGAAGAUCUUUAUACAAAGUACAAGAAACUACAAAGAAUGCUAGAAUUUCUCGAGGUUCAAGAAGAAUAUAUCAAAGAUGAACAACGUAAUUUGAAAAAAGAAUAUUUACAUGCUCAAGAAGAAGUAAAGCGCAUACAAAGUGUGCCUUUGGUUAUUGGACAAUUCUUAGAAGCUGUAGACCAAAACACUGGUAUUGUAGGUUCUACGACAGGCUCUAAUUAUUAUGUACGGAUUUUAUCUACAAUUGAUAGAGAGCUGUUAAAGCCUUCUGCAAGUGUAGCUCUUCAUAAACAUAGCAAUGCUUUAGUAGAUGUUCUACCACCAGAAGCUGACUCAAGUAUUUCAAUGUUGCAAGCAGAUGAAAAACCUGAUAUUCAAUAUAGUGACAUUGGAGGCAUGGACAUGCAAAAACAAGAGAUUAGAGAAGCGGUAGAACUACCUUUAACUCAUUUUGAAUUGUAUAAACAAAUUGGAAUUGAUCCACCAAGAGGUGUGUUAAUGUAUGGUCCCCCUGGAUGUGGUAAAACUAUGCUUGCAAAAGCUGUAGCUAGACACACUACUGCUGCAUUUAUUCGCGUAGUAGGAUCAGAAUUCGUACAGAAAUACUUAGGUGAAGGACCAAGGAUGGUCAGAGAUGUCUUCCGUCUAGCCAAAGAAAAUUCGCCAGCUAUAAUUUUCGUUGAUGAAAUUGAUGCUAUAGCCACAAAAAGGUUCGAUGCGCAGACUGGUGCUGACCGCGAAGUUCAACGUAUUCUUUUGGAACUGCUUAAUCAGAUGGAUGGUUUUGAUCAAACUACUAAUGUUAAAGUUAUUAUGGCUACAAAUAGGGCUGAUACAUUAGAUCCUGCAUUGUUACGUCCUGGCAGGUUAGAUCGAAAAAUCGAAUUUCCUCUACCUGAUCGUCGUCAAAAACGUUUGAUUUUUUCGACAAUUACAGCGAAAAUGAAUCUGAGCGAAGAAGUAGAUCUUGAAGAUUAUGUAGCACGACCAGAUAGAAUUUCUGGUGCAGACAUUAACGCAAUUUGCCAAGAAGCAGGAAUGCAUGCAGUUCGUGAAAAUCGAUAUAUAGUCCUGGCGAAAGAUUUCGAGAAGGGCUAUAAAAAUAAUAUUAAAAAGGAUGAAUCUGAACACGAAUUCUACAAAUAAUUAGGGAGAAACCGUAUUACUAUGCGCUAUUUACAUUUUAUGAUCACAUAUGUAUUUGCAAAUUUAUGUAUUGCUAUAAAUUCAAUAAUCAAUAUACGUUUAUACAA